AUGAAUCAUUUUUUUUCUUUUAGUCUUGUGGCUGUAAGAGAAAAGAGUACAGCAGUAGAAAAGAAACGGACAGUUUCACCAUUUCAGGCACCUAUUGAUAAAGUGGAUUAUGCUGUCGCCCGUAUAGAUGAUUUGUUGAACUGGGGAAGAAAGAGUUCAAUAUGGCCAAUGACAUUUGGUUUAGCUUGUUGUGCUGUAGAGAUGAUGCAUAUUGCUGCUCCCCGAUAUGAUAUGGAUAGAUUUGGUAUUGUAUUUCGAGCUAGUCCACGUCAAGCUGAUGUUAUUAUUGUAGCUGGAACUUUAACAAACAAAAUGGCACCUGCUCUCAGAAAAAUUUAUGAUCAGAUGCCUGAACCAAGAUGGGUGAUAUCAAUGGGUAGUUGUGCUAAUGGUGGUGGUUAUUACCAUUAUUCAUAUUCAGUUGUUCGAGGGUGUGAUAGAGUUAUACCGGUUGAUAUAUAUGUACCUGGAUGUCCACCUACAGCUGAAGCUCUGUUAUAUGGUUUAUUACAAUUACAGAGAAAAAUAAUGAGAAUGUCAGUAUUACAGAGUUGGUACAGGAAAUAG
Messenger RNA from Lottia gigantea (owl limpet), 567 nucleotides. RefSeq lists its product as hypothetical. Lineage: Eukaryota; Metazoa; Mollusca; Gastropoda; Lottiidae. Bases 1 to 567 code for a protein of 188 amino acids. Gene Ontology annotation, biological process: aerobic respiration; electron transport coupled proton transport; mitochondrial respiratory chain complex I assembly. Gene Ontology annotation, molecular function: quinone binding; NADH dehydrogenase (ubiquinone) activity; 4 iron, 4 sulfur cluster binding. The record is from RefSeq and is a predicted model, not a curated record. The transcript has 4 exons.